UAGUUGGGCUAUAUAGAUGGACUUCCUCAUAAAUAAUUGACUUGGUAAUGUGGCAGGGUGUCCUGAAGAAAGUUUAAUCCUCUCCAUCUUUAUUAAAGUAUUUCAGCAGAGUUUAAAUGACAACUAAAAGUAGAUUUCAAAUCUAUUUUUGUUUUUUAGGCCACUGGGGGAGGAUAUGAAGGCGAUGAUGCAUAUCCCAAUGCAGAACUCUUCUUCCUAGAUAUUCAUAAUAUUCACGUCAUGAGGGAAUCUUUAAAAAAGUUGAAGGACAUUGUUUAUCCUAAUGUAGAAGAAUCUCACUGGCUAUCUAGUUUGGAGUCAACUCACUGGUUAGAACAUAUCAAGCUUGUCUUGACAGGAGCUAUUCAAGUGGCAGACAAAGUGUCUUCAGGGAAGAGCUCAGUGUUGGUACACUGUAGUGAUGGUUGGGACCGAACAGCACAGUUAACUUCUCUAGCCAUGUUGAUGUUAGACAGCUACUACAGAACAAUUGUGGGUUUUGAAGUUCUGGUACAAAAGGAAUGGAUAAGCUUUGGACACAAAUUUGCAUCGAGAAUAGGCCAUGGUGAUAAAAACCAUGCUGAUGCUGAUAGAUCACCUAUCUUUCUCCAGUUCAUUGAUUGCGUGUGGCAAAUGUCUAAGCAGUUUCCAACAGCUUUUGAAUUCAAUGAACAAUUCUUGAUUACAAUUCUGGACCAUUUGUAUAGCUGCCGAUUUGGUACUUUCUUGUACAACUGUGAAUCUGUUAGAGAAAAAGAGAAAGUGACUGAGAGAACAUUGUCAUUGUGGUCACUGAUAAAUAGUGAAAAAGCAAAGCACACCAAUCCUUUUUAUACUAAAGAACUGAAUCGAGCACUCUAUCCAGUAGCUAGUAUGCGUCACUUGGAACUUUGGGUCAAUUAUUACAUUAGAUGGAAUCCACGGAUUCGGCAGCAACAGCCAGAUCCCAUGGAGCAGCGUUACAUGGAGCUCCUAGCACUGCGUGAUGAUUACAUGAGAAGACUUGAAGAACUACAGAUCACAAAUAAUUCUAAGAUUUCCAAUUCAUCAGCCUCAUCAGCAUCUCCCUCACAAAUGAUGUCCCAUGUGCAAACUCAUUUUUGAAGGAAAAAAUGUUUUUCUUUGAACAUUGUAACCAUAAGUGGUGCUUAAUGUAGAUCUAUAGUACAAAAAGGAAUAUUUGAAUGCCUUAUAUUGGACCUCUUCCUAACAUGAAAUUUUUUAGAUUGUCUCCAUAGUUGGAAGAUUUGAAAGAACAGUCUCUUCAAUUCAUUUGUGCCUUUCAGAAUCUGUGGACAGGAAACGUUAUCCAACAUGGGAAGCUUAUAUGGGAUGCUUUAGAAGUGUAUUUUGUAAAAGUUUGAUACAAUUAGAGAUAUGAUUUGAUUUUUUUUUUUAGUAUGCAUUAAUUUAUUGCAUCAUUAGGUCCUGAUCCUGCAAAGACAUAACGAUGUGCUUAAUUUUAUGCACUGUGAAUAGAGCCAUUGACUUCAGUGGGGCUUUUCACAGUGUAUAAAUGUAAAGAUGUGUGUAAGUCUUUGUAGCCUUAGGGGCCUUAGACUUUUUGAGACAAAAAUGAGUUGUAUUAUCUUCUUGAGCUUUCAAAAGCAAAGUGCUCAGAAAUAGAUUUUUUUUCUAGUAAACUGAAAACUACUCCAGUUUUUAUUCAAAAUAAUUCCAAAUCUGAGGACUUUAGAUGACAAGAAACUUGUAAUUAACAAUUCAACUUGCUCAGUAUGUAUCUGAAAACAAGAUAACUGUAUAGAAAGGCUAACUUUUAUAUUGUAGAUGAAGAUUUUAGAAUAAAUGGAUGAGGAUUGUGGUGGCUUUGGGGAAAAUAAGUUGCAAACUCCUUUUUUUUUUUUUUUUUUUUUAAAGUUAGCUGUGGAACACUACAUAUAUUUUUGAUUCUCGGUUCCGUCAGCAAUAUUUUCUGGAUUUUUGCUUUCAUUAAUUUGCCAAAAAUAAAGAACGGUUCUCAAGAAGACAUAUAUAAAUCUAAAAAAUAGGAUCCACGAAGACAUUGCUUAAAUGUCAAAUAGUAGUAGCAAUAAGCUUAGCUUUUAUAUGUUUUCUAAAAUGAAACAUGCCUAUUCAGAGCAGCUUUUAUACCAAAAUAGUUUAAAAUUCUUCAGAUUAUGAGUAAUGAGUUGGGAACCUCUUAAAUGUGUAGCUAGAGCAUUUUAAUCUAUUCCUUUAACAAAUUUAUUCUUUAUCAAGUAUUUAAAGGGAUUUCAGUAUAUAAAAUUUGCAGAUAAUAGAUUGUGCAUUGACUGAAUCUUUCAACGAACUUGGUUUGACGUUCAUUUCAGAGGCUUCUAUUGUUACAUUUACAAUUUGCUCCUUUCAGGUAUUUUUUCAUUAGAGUUACAAGCACUUAAGGCAGCACAAACCUUGCUACUUGAUAUUUUAAUUCAUAUUUGCAUAUACUUGGAAGUUUUAAUGAUUUUCAGGCAAUUGAGUACAUUUUGCAAUAUAGGAUUUGUAAAGGACUGUUCAUAGAAAAUAGUUAUUUUAAAGGGAAUGUUUGACACUUGAGGCUUCUACCUUUGUAAAUUAUUGUACAUGUAAGUUUUGAUCUACAAAAUGUAACAGCAAAAUACAAUAGGAUAUGUACAAAUUAAGUUUGUGUAAGUAUAUAAAAUAUAGUUUUAUUAGAAAUUCUCCAGUUUUUGUAAAGUGUAAAUACUUGAGUACAAAAGCUAAAUUUAAAGCAUAGAGUUCCAUAAAAAUCAGAUAGUUUAGAGAACAUUGGAAUAUUUUAGAAAUAGUAUUUUGCAUAGAAAUAAAACACCUCUUAAUUUGAUACAGUAAAUAUUAUGCUAAGAAAAUUGCACUAUUUUUUCAGGGAAAUUCAGAAUACUGCUUGUAUUUUGUGUAUUCUAAGGACAUAUGGCUUAUCUCCAUUUAUAUUCAUCCUCUCAAUUUUACUCUCUUCUGAAUCUGUCUUAUAUUAUUCAGCACAUGUAUCUGGAGCAGCAGCUUUGAGUUCCCCUCCCUCCAAAAUCUUGGCACAGUGAACAUCUAAUAAAUUGGGCACAGUACAUCUAAUGAACAAGGAAGCUCAAAUUCAUCUUGGCAGAGUAUAACUUAACAACUUAAAAACUAUGCAGAUUCUGAUGUAAUUGCCUUCUAUUUGUAUAUGGUCUAUAAAAAACUAGUUUAUUAGUUUUUGAGAAUUGUAGUAGUUUGAUCAAACACCCCUGUAGAAUCUUUCAGCAGUGUGCAGGAGGAGUUUAGAAAAUCUAGUUUUUACUUUGUAAACACUAAAUGAUAAACCUAUCGUUUGGGAAAGUUUAAUACAAUGAAAAGGAUUAAAUGCACUUGUUUCAGUACAUAUAUACAAUUCAUUUAUAUUACCAGUACAGUUGAUACUGCAUUUGUUAUGUAGCUAGAGCUGAAAUUCAUUCUUUGAAAACCUCUAACUUAGCUUUGUGUUCAUUUGGAUUCUUUGUCAAGACAAUGAUUUAGAAUUAAAUCCUUGUUUUUAAUUCUAUUAAAAUAGCAAUUUUAAAUACAAAAAACCACACCUUUCUAAUUCUUUAAGCUUCUAUUUGUUCUAGGAUGCUAACCUUUUAAUCUUAACGUGGCCAUCGAUAUAUGUGAGAAAACUCUGAUCUUUAUUAAUACACAGCUUUUUCUGUUUGUUUUAAGCUGCUUAUUUAGGUCCUGAUCCUGCAGUUCACUGCAUGCUGGUGAACACUGAGGCUCCAUAUGGACACAGCAGUGGACUUGUAGAAUUGGGCGUUACACAGCAGUUAGCUCAAUUGUGUUUGACCAAGGUAGUUAUAUGAAAAUUGCCAAACUCUUAAUUUAGGGAGGGUGAAUGAGAAGAGAAUUUUUAGGCAUUUUUAAAAGCAAUGUUGGGCAGUCUUUUAUUGUGCUAUGUUUCUGCACUAUACCAUGGUGCUAAAAUGACUGGAGUAAAUCUUCAUUGUGACAAAUCCCCCAAUACUUCUCUCCCUCAAAAAAUUCUUCUGCUUUUUCUUUUAUAUCCGACAGGGCUUAGAUGUAAAAGAUGAAUAAGCUGCACAUACAUACCAUGCAUCACUACUGUGAUUACCGCUGCCAGCUUCAAAAUGUCGGUUUCCUUCUUCCAUUCCUACCUGCAUACUAUCUCAAAGGCUUGGAAUGACCACUCAGUUGUGUUACAUCAAGCACCACCUUCUCCUUAUUCAAAACUCUUCUGAAAAUUCACUUUUUACCCUUGUUGCACA
Molecule: messenger RNA, 4217 nt
Organism: Chelonoidis abingdonii (Abingdon island giant tortoise)
Lineage: Eukaryota; Metazoa; Chordata; Testudines; Testudinidae
Source: RefSeq, a predicted model, not a curated record